UGAACUAGAUGAUAAUGACCCGGUACGGGAAGUCCGCUUGAUAUUCAGCAAAUAUAAGGAUGAAACACUAGGACCCAUUCAAUUUACGGAACCUGGCUCAAACACCUGUGAUAACCCUGCGCAAUUUCAUUGGGACGUUGCUCAUUUUAAGAGGGAGGCGUUCUUUCCAAUUCUUCACGCUAGACCAGCCUUAGUUAAAGAUAACGACGAGGUAUUGCCAAUAUUUGAAAGCAAAACCAAGGUUCUUUCCAGCACAUAUGGCGAAUUCUAUCCUGCCGAGCUGGUCGAAGCGCAAAAUGAUAAACUAAAAACAAUUGUCGUUGAGGCGAAUGGAUAUGCGGUUGGCUACAUGAGUGCAACUACCGAAUUCGACAUUGAUUUUGUGAACAAGCAGUAUGAUUUGUCUCCUUUUAACCGUCUUCGGAAAAACAAAGAGCUGACCAGUGAGGCUCCUGUCGAAGGCAGUGACCGAAAGAAGAGCGAACCAAAGCCUGAUGAAACAUUGAACACGGAUAUCAAAGCAUUACCAACAGACGAUGUACAAACGGAAUCAAUAACGGAUAACAAACAGACAGAAAAUGUAGUGCUUGAUGAACCAGAGGCAGCUCCACCCGAGAGAAACAAGACGUCUCCACGCUCACGAACGCACAAGAAAAAGGCUCUUCUUCAUUCCCUGAGUGAUGCUUCCGAGGACCUACGUUCAAGCAUGAUGACUAGCAGUCAAAGCUUGGAACACCAUAUCCGUAUCAUGCACACUACCGACGGAAACUGGGUUCGGCGAUAUAUUUCGCGGGCUCUGCUAGACGAGAACAGUGGUGAAGAAGAGGGUUCAGAUGCAGUUAAUGCGGUGCCAAACGCGUUCAUAAUUCAAUUGUUUGGCAUCAAGGAUGAAGUAGAUACGAGGUCAAUCGAUUUUAUGCCCCUCAUCUUUGACUCGUUACCUAACCUGGACUAUGCAGUCAUCAGCGUGCCGCGAUUGGUUCCUGAAUUCCAGCUUCUUCAACAUUUCACACGCGCUCGCCCAAAACGGCAGUCGACUGUGACACAAGAGCUCUACGUUUUUCAUCGUGCCUGCCUUGUGAGGUGA
Dibothriocephalus latus is the source of this 1087-nucleotide messenger RNA. The record is from the annotation of a GenBank genome assembly. NCBI's taxonomy places the organism in Eukaryota, Metazoa, Platyhelminthes, Cestoda, Diphyllobothriidea, Diphyllobothriidae.